CACCGGCCCGCAAGGCCAGCGAGAGGCCCAGUCAGUCCUCCAGGCUGCCUAGAGCGUCCCGGAAGUGGCUGGGGGAAGGCGGCCAGGCGCGGACCGGCGGCGCGGGGAGAGGCGGCACUUCCGGCGGUGGCGGCAGCCCGGGUUUGCAGUUCCUAAAGCGAGGCAUGUGGGACCAUGCCGUGAGCCCAGAGGGGUGUCCCCAGCACAGGCGGUGCAGCCUCGAUUAACCAGAAACCGGCUCCCAGGACCCCUCUACUCUGUGGUCCAUGUUUGAAGGGAGGGGCUGCCGUUGUCCCCCUGAGAGAAGGCCAGAGGUUCCAACAGUGUGGAUGAGUAGGGGUGUCGUGACACCGGUCGUCUCCUGCGGAGAGCACCGGGAGCCGCCAGCGUCGCUAGGAGCCCGGAAGCCGAGGCGCCGCUGACGCCGCAGGGAGGAACAGAGGAGCCGCGGAGGCUCACGGUGGCCCCUGGUCAGAGGGACGGGGCAGGCAGGGGCGGAGCAGAGGAAAGGGGCGGGAGAGGCAAGAAGUCCGCCAGGCCCCGGGCCAGUGUGUCCCCACCCACCGGGGACAGGCCAGCCUCCGCAUGGCCUCCAGGCAGGCUGCCGGCAGGAGCCCGGGGCAGAAGCGCAAGAGGGUGGUGCUGACCCUGAAGGAGAAGAUCGACAUCUGCACGCGCCUGGAGAAGGGGGAGAGCAGGAAGGUCCUGAUGCAGGAGUACAACGUGGGCAUGUCCACCCUGUACGACAUCAAGGCCCACAAGGCGCAGCUGCUUCGGUUCUUUGCCAACUCGGAUUCCAACAAGGCCCUGGAGCAGCGGCGCACCCUGCACACGCCCAAGCUGGAGCACCUGGACCGCGUCCUGUACGAGUGGUUCCUGGGGAAGCGCGCCGAGGGCGUGCCCGUGUCGGGCCCCAUGCUCAUCGAGAAGGCCAAGGACUUCUACGAGCAGAUGCGCCUGACGGAGCCCUGCGUGUUCUCUGGCGGGUGGCUGUGGCGUUUCAAGGCCAGGCACGGCAUUAAGAAGCUGGACGCGUCCGGCGAAAAGCAAGCGGCCGACCACCGGGCGGCAGAGCAGUUCUGUGGCUUUUUCCGGAGCCUGACCGCCGAGCACGGCCUGUCCCCGGAGCAGGUAUACAACGCUGACGAGACCGGCCUUCUCUGGCGGUGCCUGCCGACUGCCAGCCCGGAAGGCGGGACGGCGCCCGGCGUCAAGCAGAACAAGGACAGGCUGACCGUCCUCAUGUGCGCCAACGCCACCGGCUCGCACAAGAUCAAACCCCUGGUGAUCGGGAAGCGCGGCGGCCCCAGGGCCUUCCGGGGCAUCCAGCACCUGCCGGUGGCGUACAAGGCCCAGGGCAACGCCUGGGUGGACAAGGAGAUCUUUUCCGACUGGUUCCAUCACAUCUUUGUUCCCUCGGUGAGGGAGCACUUCCGAGCGGUGGGCCUGCCCGAGGACGGCAAGGCCAUCCUCCUGCUGGACGGCGCCCGGGCGCGCCCGCGGGAGUCCCAGCUGGUUUCCGACAACGUCCUCACCGUCUUCCUGCCCGCGGGCGCCACCUCCUCCAUCCAGCCCAUGGACCAGGGCAUUCGGAGAGAUUUCCUGAGGAAUUUCAUCAACCCCCCCGCCACGCUGCAGGGCCGUCACCCCCGUUACAGCAUGAACGAUGCCAUCGUCAGCGUGGCCUGCGCCUGGAGCGCGGUGCCCCGCCACGUCUUCAGCCGGGCCUGGAGGAAGCUGUGGCCCGCGGUCACGUUCGCCGAAGGCUCGUCUUCUGAGGAGGAGCCGGAGCGUCUCCAAACGAAGCCUCACGACCAAACUUUCGCGCACAUCCCGGAGCUCGGGAGAGAGGCCCCGGCCCGCCCCGGCAGCCGGCUUCACCGGGGCGCGGCCGCCGAGGGAGACGGGCUGGGAUGCGAGGCCGGGGAGGGCCUGGCCCCGUCCGCGGGGGGCCCAGAGCAGGUGGAGAAGGAUGGCGACGAGGCGGCCUGGGAGCAGGCGGCCUCGGCCUUUGACUCUGUCGUCCGCUUCGCCGAGGGACAGCCCUGCUUCACGGCGCAGGAGGUGGGGCAGCUGCGCGCGCUGCGCUCGGUGUUCGCGAGGCAGCGGCAGGCGAAGGGGCGGCGCGUGGCCCUCAGGGCCGCGGUCAAGCUCGAGGCCCCCCAGGAGCUCUCCCCUCUGCCCUGCUCGUCCGCGGCGGCCGAGGACUGAUGGCUGGGGGCGCUGUAGAGCCGGGCAGAGCUCGCCCAGGAGGCUGGGCGCCCGGUGUGGGGUCUCGGCGACUUGGGGCGGCCCAUGCCGCGUGUUCUGGUUCGUCGCGGGCCUGUCGUGUUUUCUGGCGCGUGAACGUGAGGAGCCCUUUCUGGAAGGGUCCGCCAGACCGAAAGUCUAGCGGAACAUCCUGUGACCGGAGCCCAGGACCGUGCCGGGCGGACUCUGGCCUCGUGCGCGCUGGCUGAGCCCUGCUGUGUGUGCGGGUGGAGACGUCUGUCCGUCCGGGAGGAGAAAAGCCGGUCCUUGGGCCAAGCAAUGGCAGUACCUGCGGCCACUGGACCGGGUCAGCGUCACCCACGGCCUGCCCCUCCGUCCCCUCGGGCCCGGGUCUGCCGUGUGGCCGCCAUCCCUGCGUCAGGUGGGCGCGACGGCUGGGACUCCGCUUCUGACCGUGAGUCGGCAGAGCCCUCGCCUGCGGCUUCGAAGGCACACGUCGUCACCCUGUUCGCGUGUCCCUACUUCAGUCGCGGGCUCACUCAGCCGCCCCGGCCUCCCGCGCGUUCCUCCUGGGACCCCAGGGCGUGGGGGCCGCACGCUGCGCUGGCGUGACAGAGUCACUUCCCACAGCGCAGGCAGGACCGUCGCCCCGGGCUGCCCGCUGCCCCGAGGGGCCCGUGGUGCACUGCCGGCAGGCCUGGUGUCCGGGCUCCAAGUUCACCAUUCGCUCCCGGGGAUUCUGCGCUUCCCGCCUUCACGCUGACGAAUCUUGAGGAGGCGCUCGGAAAUGAGGCUGAGGUUUGCGCACACGCGACCCGGCGCUGGAACGAGCUGCUUAGGUUUCUAGCGAUGCUUGAACUCCUGCGGUCGGCCCUUCCCACCUCUGUGCCGCGUGCGGGCAGGAGCCGGCGGCACCACCUGGCCGUGGGAAGACGCGGUCCCUCCCGUGUCUCCCGGAUGCUUCCGGCCUCGCCGGCACCGCUGCGGCCCCUUGCCGGCCGUGCUCCCCUCCCCACGUGUCCUCUCACCUCCGUGCCCCUGGAUUCACGGCCUGGUGGCCGAGCUGGCGUGACGUUUUCCUUCCUCCGUUUGCCGUGUGUCCCUCCGGGAGCCGCGGGAACG
Acinonyx jubatus (cheetah) is the source of this 3333-nucleotide messenger RNA. It is a transcript of the gene JRK, whose product is annotated as Jrk helix-turn-helix protein. Lineage: Eukaryota; Metazoa; Chordata; Mammalia; Carnivora; Felidae. The record is from RefSeq and is a predicted model, not a curated record. The transcript has 2 exons. Gene Ontology annotation, cellular component: nucleus. The coding region runs from base 586 to 2211 and encodes 541 amino acids. Gene Ontology annotation, molecular function: DNA binding.